GCAAUUUUUGCCUCUGAUCCUAAUGCCCAGCUCAAGUUCCGGACAGCCAGAUAAACCUGGAAUAAAUCCAGAAUCCACAUGGUCACUAGAGAAGGCCUGGACAUUGCUUUAGCCUCCUCCUGAAGAAAGAGGACAGAUGUUGGGAGAAGAAAGAUGUAUAUGGAAAGACAGCCAACCUGCUGGAACAGUUGCUGAUCACUGGUGACAAGGAAAGUUUAUUGGGCCCUUUGACCAAUUUAAAUUCAUCAUACUUAACCUCUAGCUGCCCUACCAGUUUGGAGGACUUGCUGACACACACAAAGCCCUUUAAUACCCAAGGGCUUUUCUUCAGACAGUCUUAAGCUGCUCGAUUUAAAUGAAGUCAGCCCAGGAAACCUCUUUCUGGGAUUCAUUUUUUCUCCACAUUAGCAUUGGGGAUGGCCUGGUUUUCUGUCCAUACUACACCUAUUGGGGCUUCCAUUGAUGGCUACCCUGCUUCUUACCCUUUCCCUCUGCAGAGCGAAAGAAAACAUCCAUUUCUUUAUUUCUUUUCCCUUGGAUCCAUCUUUGAGGGCUUGUGAUUUCUAUGAACUCCUCUCUAUUGACUCCUCCUUGUACUUGAUACCUUCCUAUCUGGUACAUCCCAGAGUAAAAAAAGAAAACACCACCCCCAUGGUCGUGCUAUCAUUCUUCCUGUCACUUGGAGUAGAGGGAAAAGUAUUGAAAAUCUUAUCAAUUACACUUAGUUAAAAAUUAAUAUAACAACUCUACUCUUCUGCCGCAAAAGUUCCAUCUGUGCACAGGAAGGAAGGAAGGAAGGAAGGAAGGAAGGAAGAAAGGAAGGAAGGAAGGAAAGGGUAUUUUCCCUGAGCUAAGAUAUAAUUAAAUGGCCCAUUCUAAGCAAUUACUUUUUACCAGUUUGCAAUUUUAAGAUCUGCAAUGGAAGGAAUAAAUGUUGUGUUAUACAUAGAAGUCAUUAGCUAUGAUUCCUUGACUUUUUUUGUGCCAUAAAAAUACCUCAUUACUCAUGCUGUCCAUAAAGGACAUUUAGUGAUAUCUUAUACACAUUACAAGAAAGAAAAAAACAGUGACUGUAGACAUUAGCCAUUGAGCCAUGUUACCAAAGGUGAUAAAUUCAAGUUGUCCUUGUUACUUCCCUUGAUUCAACUUAGAGUAACUAUUUACUUCCUGUAAUUCAUCAAAUGUUAUAAACUCAGCCCAGAUUAUUCACACUAAUACAGAAAAUUCACGUUAACAACUUAAUGCUGAUAAUAUCAUAGUUGUAGGGUCAUGAAAAAAUGUGUCUCAGCCUUAUAUAGCAGAACAGUCAGAAUCCAAGAUUAAAAGCACUGCUUCUUCAACCCACAAAAAUGGUAUUUCUUCAUUGAAAAUUCAGAUUAAUUCCAGGAUCAUUAAAUAAAUAGCAGCAAAUUCAUGGGAAAGGUAAGGCACACUCACUGUUCUUUUAUAAAAUGGAAACUGAGGUUAGACCAGCAGCCAGCUGAGAGAUAGCAGGAGAGAAUGGAAAAGCAGAUGAAAGUUGCAUCUAUUAUUAUUAUUACUACACAUUCUCCGAGUAUGAAUGAGAAAUACUUUUUAGUGGGGCUAUAUAAUGUGAUAAAAUGUAUAACCAUUUAGUCAUAUUGUAUAUUGAAGUUGCAUAAAUUCUUAUGUAAUUAAUAUUUAUAAGGUUUUUUUCCUUAAAUUUUAGCUGUUUUAAGGAUAUUUAACAUGUGAGAACUGUGCUUAAAGAUAUUACCUGCAGGAAUUAUAAACUGGAUGCAUUAUUUUAUAAUACAAGGUUCAUAAGCUGUUUAAUUUACUUAUUAAAAUAUAUAUAGUUAAAAUAUAUGUGAAUGCCUAGUGAUCUUCGACAAGCAUAUUCUUUUAAAUGCACAAUUGUUAGUGAUGGUUCUAUUUUUACAGUAAAUGAAGAGGUGAGAAGACCAACAAUUAUUAUUUCUGUAGACAUCUCUUCACUGCAUCAAAAUACUAAAAGUUCCAAUUGAACCGAAAUAAAAUGGCUGCUCUUAUUACUGAAAAUUUCCGCUUUCUUUCACUCUUCUUUAAAAGUAAAGAUGUGAUGAUUUUCAACGGUUUGGUGGCUCUGGGUACUGUUGGAAGCCAGGAACUGUUCUCGGUGCUUGCAUUCCACUGUCCCUGUUCUCCAAUUCGGAAUUACAUCUACGGUCUGGCUGCCAUAGGAGUGCCUGCUCUGGCCUUGUUUGUGAUUGGUAUAAUCUGGAACAACCACACUUGGAAUUUAGUGGCUGAGUGUCACAAGCGAGGAACCAAGAACUUUUCUGCAGCAGCCAACUUCUUGAUCUUUGGAUCUGUCAUGGGAAGAGCUGCAGUGGCUCCGGUCACGUGGUCAGUGAUCUCAUUGCUUCGCGGAGAAGCCUAUGUCUGUGCCUUAAGUGAAUUCAUGGAUCCCACUUCCCUGGAUCAGUUUCCACCUGGCUACGGACCAGAUAUCCUAGCUAGGUUUCCUUGUGACGAUCACCCAGCCAACAUGACACAUUUUAAGGAUGAAGUUAUAAGACGAUUAAGAUACGAGUCACAGCUCUUUGGAUGGCUGCUCAUUGGUGUGGUUGCAGUUCUCGUGUUCAUCACCAAGUGCCUAAAGCAUUGCUGCUCACCACUCAGCUACCGCCAAGAGGCCUACUGGAACCAGUACCGCUCUAGUGAAGCUAGGCUGUUUGAAAGGACCGCUGAGGUACAUUCCAAAGUUGUGGCUGCCAACAACGUCAAAAACUUCUUUGGCUUUGUACAUUUAGCUAAAGAGGAACAGGAACUGAUCCAAGCAUAUGAUGUGCAAAAUGUUCAGCCCAGGUCACAGUGGGAUGCCAUCACUGGAGUCUACAUCUAUCGAGAGAAUAAUGGCUUCCCUCUCUAUAGCCGCCUCCAUAAGUGGGCCAAAAAUGUAAUGGGAAACAGCUCUAAUCCUGAUAGCCAGGAAACAGCCUUUCUAGCUACCUAAUACAGGUAGUCCUCAACUUACAAUUAUUUGUUUAGUGACUGUUCACAUUUACAAUGGCACUGAAAAAAGUGAUUUAUGACCGUUUUUUGCACUUAUGACUGUUGCAGCCUCCC
Molecule: messenger RNA, 3072 nt
Organism: Crotalus tigris (Tiger rattlesnake)
Lineage: Eukaryota; Metazoa; Chordata; Lepidosauria; Squamata; Viperidae
Gene: CALHM2
Product: calcium homeostasis modulator family member 2
Exons: 3
Coding region: 2000-2959 (319 amino acids)
Molecular function (GO): monoatomic cation channel activity
Source: RefSeq, a predicted model, not a curated record